Molecule: messenger RNA, 1173 nt
Organism: Diaporthe batatas
Lineage: Eukaryota; Fungi; Ascomycota; Sordariomycetes; Diaporthales; Diaporthaceae
Exons: 1
Coding region: 1-1173 (390 amino acids)
Source: RefSeq, a predicted model, not a curated record
AUGUCGCUGCCCAGCAUCUUGGAGAAUGACAAGCUGGGGGAUGAGGCUGUGCUACGCAACUUCCUAUCCAGGUCCCUGCCUGGUUCUUUUGGGGAGGACGCACCCGACAUGUCCAGCAUGGACUGUUUCGUGGCAGUCAUUCGCCACAUCUGCAGUGUGGUGCACGGCGAUCUGAUGCAGUUUGUCGCAGCAGACCACGGUUUGAGGUUCGUCCUGGCAGACUUCUCGGCCGAGACGGAGGAAAAGCGCAGCAGUGUGCAGGAGUACAGGAUUUCCAAGUUCAAGCAUGUUGAGCGGCUCGUCGGCAAGAAGAAUCCCACCUUUGAAGACAUCAUUGAGUGCGACGCAGUGCUCAAGAACUUCUGGGCUCACGACGGCCUGCUUCUCUUCCAGACCCUCAUCCACCUAGACGAACCCAACGAAACGUGGUACCACGAGGCUGACGACAGAGUGUUUGCGGCUGCGCGGAGCCUCGUGGAUUGGCCUCUACAGAAAUUCGACACGAUCCAGGACGUCCUCGAUAUGACCAAGUCUGGAACCAGCCCAAACAGCGGCGGACAAGAGGUCUUGUUCACACCUGGCAGGCCGGCCGUGGUGCGUGUCCGGCUCGCAUCCAAGGUCGACCGUCGGACCUGGCAGGGGAGCUUCAGCAUCAGGGAUGCCCAGUGCUUCUCGUACAAUGAGAUCACUCGGAACACGGUCUGGCACCCGGCCGAGAACGUAACAACCAUUAGGGAGACGGUGUCCAGAAAGCCACAGGACAGGCUAGUGUACUGCCUGAUCGCCGUCGUGAGGCUUCGGAAUCCAGGCGAGCACUGUGACUACGCCCGUCUGUACGACCUGCAGUCUCAGAAUGUCUUACCGCUGGGCGAUCAGCGAUACUUUGGCACGUUCAACAAUGACUGGUGGUCUCUCGAGCACCUCACGCACAACCACAUGCUGUACUAUGCCAGGGUAGAUUACACGUCCGUUGACUGUGUCCGCCUGUACACGGAGUGUGAGGACCAGAGUCCGGACCCCCAGGUGGUCCGCAGGGAUGAGAUGGUCUUGGACGCGGCAUGGCAGGGGGGUCUUGCGAUGCAUGAAUCACGUGGGUCUGGUGCUCCUGACCAGUCUGAGGUCAGAGAUGAAUAUAUCGCCCAAAGUGAUUGGGCUUCCCAUACGCUCGAUUAG